GGUACUGAUGCUCGAUUUAAAGUUGGGUCACGCAAUUGUGAUCAAUAUCAAGCUGUAAAACAACAUGAAAAAAUAGAUGAAUCUCAAGUACCAUAG
Didymodactylos carnosus is the source of this 96-nucleotide messenger RNA. The record is from the annotation of a GenBank genome assembly. Lineage: Eukaryota; Metazoa; Rotifera; Eurotatoria; Philodinida; Philodinidae.